Molecule: messenger RNA, 1962 nt
Organism: Drosophila busckii
Lineage: Eukaryota; Metazoa; Arthropoda; Insecta; Diptera; Drosophilidae
Gene: Cluap1
Product: clusterin-associated protein 1
Exons: 4
Coding region: 472-1908 (478 amino acids)
Biological process (GO): cilium assembly
Cellular component (GO): intraciliary transport particle B; centrosome; cilium
Source: RefSeq, a predicted model, not a curated record
CUAGCCUAGCUGAGAACAUGCUGCUAAAUAAGAACAGAGUUUCAUGUGGAGGUAGGUCAGUUGUCACUGGCUCUCGACCCAAAACAGUUCACUGCGCAGUGCACACUGUACUUACCACAGCAACUUUUGCAUAUUGCAGCUGCCAUUUCCUUUGUGUUGCUGUUGCUGUUCUUAUUGUUUAUUAUUAACAACUUGUGAUUAAUAAUUGUUUACUGUGAGUCAAAUGCAUGUGGCGCGGCUGGAAAUGCAAACUGGAAGCCAAAUGGCGGACGCUAGCGGAGGGUUGGUUGGUUGGUGGCCACGUUGCCCCUGGCAACGCUUCAUUCAACACGCGGUGCGUCAACAAAGCGACCAAAAGCAAAAGCCAAGCAGCAACGGCGGCAACGGCAACGGCAACGAGACAACGGCAACCACAACAAAAGCCAAAAUGGCAACGAAACUUGACAGAAGGACAAUAACAGGCAACGGAGAAUGUCCUUUAAGGAUGUGCGUGAUCUGGGGGAGCAGCUGAAGCUGUUGGGCUUUCCGCGCGUCUUUCCGCUGCAAUCACUGGGCAAUCAGCAUGGCAGCCUGGCCAGCUUUCAUAUUGUGGCCGAGCUGCUCCAAUGGCUGGCCGAGCUGCUGGAGCCGGGCGCUGUGCUGGCCGGCGGCGUCUCGACGGAGGAGCAGCGUGUGCUGCUGAUUCGCGCAGCCACCGAAUUCUUUGUCACCAAGUCGGGCAUACGACUCAAUCCGCGCAAGCUUUACGCAGCCGCUGCUGUCAGCGCCAUGGAGCUGCAGAAGAUUACGCGACUGCUGAUAGCGCCGCAGCAGUCGCAGAGCGAGCUGCACGAUGAGGAGCGUGAGCAGUACCGCUCGCUCAAUCAGGUGGACAUUGGCGACAAGCUGGAGCAGCUGCGUCGCGCACGCGAGCUCAGCUCCGAGCUGACGCAACGUGGCGCCGCUUUGCAUGAUCUGCUGUCCCAGGAGCUGCUGCAUAAGGAGGCGCGACUGGCGCAGGCACAACGCCCCAUGGAGCUGCUGAGCGUGGAGCGCAGCAUGAAGCAGGCCAUACAAUCGAAUCAGCUGAAGCUGCAGUCCAGUCGCGCCCAGCUGGAGAACUCGCGCGUGGAGCUCAAUGCGCUCAACUCGAAGCUGCAGCGCAAGCGCGCGGAACUGGAGCGCACCAAGCAGCGGCUGGAGGCGCUGCAGAAAAUCCGGCCAGCCCACAUGGCCGAGUUCGAGGAGUACGAGCAGCAGCUGCAGCAGCUAUUCCAGCGCUACUUCUUGCGCCUGCAUGUGCGCGAUGCGCUGCGCACGCAGCUGGAGGCGCGCAGCAAGCGACGUGCCACGCCCACUGCCUCGCCGCUGCUGCAAAAGCCCGCCGAGAACUCCAUACCCUUUAUACCGGAGGGACUCAUAGAAGACGACGACGACGACGAUGAGGACGACGACGACGACGACGUUGACGUGGCGCAGUCACAGGCGCCGGGCAGCAGCAACGUCUUUGCUCUGGAUGCCGAAAUACCCGACAUACGCGAUGAGGAUUUGCUGCUGCAGCGCAGUCAGACCAGCAAGCGUCCAGGCACGGCCACCUCACGCAUACGCCCCACCACUGGACGCAGUCGUCGUGCCACAGCCACAGCCACUGCCGGCGCCGCAGCAGCAGCAGCGCCACCCACACGCAAUGGACGUGAAGGUCCUGGCAGCAGCAUGUUGCGUCGCCGCGACGCCAACGCCGACGACAGCAGCUUUGGCAGCAGCGACAGCGAACUGGACGUGGGCGACAUUAUGACGAUGGCGCCAGGCGAUGAUGAUUUUGAUCUCAACUCCAUAGACGACAUCAGCAUUUCGAAGCUCACCGGCGAGCUGCCGCUGCGUCCCAAGACCGCCAGCAAGCCGGAGCACCACAGCGAUGAGGAUUUCUAAAUCAGACACGCUCUCUCUCUUUUUAUUCUAUAUAUUUUAUACUUUAUUCGUUUC